Molecule: messenger RNA, 2074 nt
Organism: Equus quagga
Lineage: Eukaryota; Metazoa; Chordata; Mammalia; Perissodactyla; Equidae
Gene: SLC16A13
Product: solute carrier family 16 member 13
Exons: 4
Coding region: 382-1803 (473 amino acids)
Biological process (GO): transmembrane transport; monocarboxylic acid transport
Molecular function (GO): monocarboxylic acid transmembrane transporter activity
Source: RefSeq, a predicted model, not a curated record
GAGAACUGCCGUCAGGGAUGUUGGCCAGGCUAGCCAGGUGCUGACUCUUCAAUGAUAAAAUAGAUAAUCCACGCAGAGACUGGCGCGCCCCUGGAGGGGCGGGGGGGCCAAAGGCAGUGCCGCCCCCCGCCUCCUAAACCGAACGUAGGCCCCUGUCCGGAUCCGUGCGGCCCAGGCUUGGACUCUCGACUCGCAGCCAGCGGAGGCACGCCCCCGGGUGCUGAUCGCCUGGGCCAGCGCCGGCCUGCUCUCCCGACCCAUAUCCCCCAACUAGGGGAAAGGCGCGGGCGCCUCACGCAGCCUCUCUGCAGCUUUCAAGCCUCGUCGGUACCUUCCUCGCUACCACCCUUGCCUCCGCGCAGCCCGGAGCCAUCCGGCUGGAUGGCGCGUAGGUCCGAGCCCCCCGACGGAGGCUGGGGAUGGAUGGUGGUGCUCUCAGCGUUCUUCCAGUCGGCGCUGGUGUUCGGGGUGCUCCGCUCCUUCGGUGUCUUCUUCGUGGAGUUUGUGGCGGCGUUUGAGGAGCAGGCAGCACGCGUCUCCUGGAUCGCCUCCAUAGGAAUCGCGGUGCAGCAGUUUGGGAGUGAGUCCUGCCCCUUGGUCCGGCGUCCUGCGACCCUCAGAAGGGGAGAGGGGAUGUGGGGACAGCAAAGGGGAAGCUGGGGUUGGGGGGAUGCUGGAGAGGGACACCUGAGAUCUUGCAGAACCCCAUCCUCUUCCCCAGGCCCCGUGGGCAGUGCCCUGAGCACGAAGUUCGGGCCCAGGCCGGUGGUGAUGGCUGGGGGCAUCUUGGCUGCGUUGGGCAUGCUGCUCGCCUCCUUUGCUACCUCCUUGACCCACCUCUACCUGAGUAUUGGGCUGCUCUCAGGCUCUGGCUGGGCCUUGACCUUCACUCCGACCCUGGCCUGCCUGUCCCGUUACUUCUCUCGCCGGCGAUCCCUGGCCACAGGGCUGGCACUGACGGGUGUGGGCCUGUCCUCCUUUGCCUUUGCCCCACUCUUCCAAUGGCUGCUCAGCCACUAUGCAUGGCGGGGAGCCCUACUGCUGGUGUCUGCCCUCUCCCUCCACUUGGUGGCCUGUGGUGCUCUCCUCCGCCCACUCUUCCUGACUGAAGACCCUGCCGUGGGUGGCCCUGGGGCCCAGCUUGCCUCCCUUCUCCGUCAUGGCCCCUUCCUCCGUUACACUGUUGCCCUCACCCUGAUCAACACUGGCUUCUUCAUUCCCUAUGUGCACCUGGUGGCCCAUCUCCAGGAUCUAAAUUGGGACCCAUUGCCUGCUGCCUUCCUACUCUCAGUGGCUGCUAUUUCUGACCUCGUGGGGCGUGUGGCCUCUGGGUGGCUAGGGGAUGCAGUCCCAGGGCCUGUGGCACGACUCCUGAUGCUCUGGACCACCCUGACUGGGGUGUCACUGGCCCUGUUCCCCGUGGCUCAGGCUCCCACAGCCUUAGUGGCUCUGACCGUGGCCUAUGGCUUCACAUCAGGGGCCCUGACUCCAGUGGCCUUCUCCGUGCUGCCUGAACUGGUGGGGACUGGAAGGAUAUACUGUGGCCUGGGACUGUUGCAGAUGGUAGAGAGCAUUGGAGGGCUGUUGGGGGCUCCUCUGUCAGGCUACCUCCGGGAUGUGACAGGCAACUACACAGCUUCUUUUGUGGUGGCCGGGGUCUUCCUUCUGGCAGGGAGUGGAGUUCUCAUCACUCUGCCCCACUUCUUCUGCUUCUCAGCUCCUACCUUAAAACCCCAGGACCUUGUAACAGAGGCACUGGAUACCAAAGUCACCCUGCCCAAGGAGGGGCUGGGAGAGGACUGAACUCCAAAAGGGCACUGUCAGACCCAGAAAGCCAGAGGUUGGCAGCUCCAGGUCUCCUUGGCAUGCACAGAACCACAGUGCCUUAAACAUCUUGAUCUGCCUCCCCCCAGAGCACGCCUGGGGCUCCUGCAAUGUGUGUGCCAACUCUUUGUAUUAUGUUGAGGACUCUCAUCUCUUCUUUGCUCCCAGAACCUUUUCUGAGGGAUCCAGGAUUUUAGCCUGCUCCACUGAGCUGUGAAACAACUGUGAAAAUCAAAGGCCAAGAGACUUA